Molecule: messenger RNA, 1459 nt
Organism: Ceratotherium simum simum (southern white rhinoceros)
Lineage: Eukaryota; Metazoa; Chordata; Mammalia; Perissodactyla; Rhinocerotidae
Gene: SPAG4
Product: sperm associated antigen 4
Cellular component (GO): nuclear envelope; meiotic nuclear membrane microtubule tethering complex
Molecular function (GO): protein-membrane adaptor activity
Source: RefSeq, a predicted model, not a curated record
CCGCUGGGCCCGCCGGCUGCACUCAGGGUCCCGGCGGCGCGCACCGGCUGAGCGAGGGCCCAGGGCCUUGGCGGCUGCGGCGGCUACUUUGGCGUCCGUGAGGGGGCGGCCCGGGGUCAGGAUGCGGCGGAGCCCCCGCCCGGGCUCAGUCGCGUCCCCGCACAAGCACACGCCCAACUUUUACAGCGACAACAGCAACAGCUCAGUGAGCGUCACCUCGGGGGACAGCAGCGGGCACCAGUCAGCUGGGCCGGGGCCCGGGGAGCCCAAGGGCAGAAGAGCCCGGGGCUCGAGCUGCGGUGAGCCUGCCUUGAGCGCAGGAGUGUCCGGAGGAACCAAAUGGGCUGGAAGCUCUCGGCAGAAGCCGCCGCCUCGGAGCCACGAUGGGCGGACCGCCUGUGGCGCGGCAACCGUGAGGGGCGGGGCCUCGGAACCGGCUGGCUCUCCCGUUGUCUCUGAGGAGCAGCUCGACCUUCUCUCGACCCUGGAUCUGAGACAGGAGAUGCCUUCUCCGCGAGUGUCCAAGAGCUUCCUGAGCCUACUCUUCCAGGUGCUGAGCGUGUUGUUAUCCCUGGUAGGAGACGUGCUGGUCGGUGUGUACAGGGAAGUCUGUUCCACCCGCUUCCUGCUCACGGCCGUGUCACUGCUGAGCCUCUUUCUGGCAGCACUCUGGUGGGGACUCCUGUACCUGGUCCCUCCUGCAGAGAAUGAACCUAAGGAGAUGCUGAGUCUAAGCGAGUACCACGAGCGCGUGCGCUCCCAGGGGCAGCAGCUGCAGCAGCUCCAGGCUGAGCUGGAUAAACUCCACAAGGAGGUGUCCAGCGUUCGCGCAGCCAACAGCGAGAGGGUGGCCAAGCUCGUAUUCCAGAGGCUGAAUGAGGACUUUGUGCAGAAACCCGACUAUGCGCUGAGCUCUGUGGGAGCCUCCAUCGACCUAGAGAAGACAUCCCACGACUACGAGGACGCGAACACCGCCUACUUCUGGAAUCGCUUCAGUUUCUGGAACUACGCGCGGCCGCCCACGGUUAUCCUGGAGCCAGAUGUGUUCCCUGGGAAUUGCUGGGCUUUUGAGGGCGACCAGGGCCAGGUGGUGAUCCGACUGCCGGGUCGUGUGCAGCUGAGCGACAUCACCCUGCAGCACCCACCGCCCAGUGUGGCCCACACCAGGGGAGCCAACAGCGCUCCCCGCGACUUCGCAGUCUAUGGCCUCCAAGUUGAUGACAAGACUGAGGUUUUCUUGGGGAAAUUCACCUUCGACGUGGAGAAAUCUGAGAUUCAGACUUUCCACCUACAGAAUGACCCCCCAGCUGCCUUUCCCAAGGUGAAGAUCCAGAUUCUAAGCAACUGGGGCCAUCCCCGUUUCACGUGCUUGUAUCGAGUCAGAGCCCAUGGCAUGAGAACCUCAGAGGGGACAGGGGAUAGUGCCACAGGGGGGGCACAUUAAACAUGCUGAUGGUUG